AUGUCGUUUGGUCAGGCCGUCCAGCCCGGCGGGUACUUGAACCCACAGAACGACUACACGGUCGGGGAGACGAUCAACGACGGCAUCCAAGAUCUGGCCUGGAGUCCCACGAGUAACGUCUUGGUCUCGGGCAGCUGGGACAACUACGUGCGCUGCUGGGAGGUGCAGCAGCAAGGCACGCAGUUUAACGCCGUGGCCAAGGCGCAGAUUGCGCACGACGGGCCCGUGCUUUGUACAGCGUUUAGUGGCGAUGGCAGUGCUGUGUUCUCGGGCUCUUGCGACAAGACGGCCAAGAUGUGGGUGCUCAAUGGUCCAGCACAGGGGCAGCAGAUUGCUGCGCAUGACGCGCCGAUUCGCAGUAUCGCUGCGAUUCAAGAAGCUAAUUGCGUGGCUACGGGCAGCUGGGAUAAGACUCUCAAGUACUGGGACACGCGGUCGCCAACAGCUAUGGCGACCGUGCAGCUGUCGGAGCGCUGCUACGCUAUGGAUGCGAAGCACCCGCUGCUCGUAGUGGCCACAGCCGACCGUCAAGUGCACAUUUUUGACAUUCGCAAACCAUCGCAGAUUUACAAGUCGAUCCAGUCCAAUCUCAAGUUUCAGACGCGGGCGAUCGCGUGCUUUCCAGACGCGUCGGGGUUCGUAAUUGGGUCGAUCGAGGGACGUUGCGCCGUCCAGCACGUUGAGGACAAGGACAAGAGGAAUGACUUCGCAUUCAAGUGUCACCGCGACGGGUCAGACAUUUACCCCGUUAGCAGUAUUGCCUUCCAUCCUUUUGGUACCUUUGCUACAACGGGCGGAGAUGGCACGUUUUGUUUCUGGGACAAAGACGCUCGUCAAAAGCUCAAAACAUUCAGCAAGUGCAAUCAGUCCAUUACGAAGGGCAAAUUUAACGCUCGUGGCGACAUCUUUGCGUACGCAUUGUCGUAUGACUGGUGCAUGGGUGCAGAGAAAUACAACCAGAGUCAGCCAAGUGUCAUCCGGCUGCAUAGCGUGGCCGAGGCGGAAAUCAAGCAGAAGAAAAAGCCAGCUUCUCGAUAA
Peronospora matthiolae is the source of this 1038-nucleotide messenger RNA. Lineage: Eukaryota; Oomycota; Peronosporomycetes; Peronosporales; Peronosporaceae. The record is from the annotation of a GenBank genome assembly.